Molecule: messenger RNA, 1668 nt
Organism: Microplitis demolitor
Lineage: Eukaryota; Metazoa; Arthropoda; Insecta; Hymenoptera; Braconidae
Product: soma ferritin
Exons: 3
Coding region: 937-1650 (237 amino acids)
Biological process (GO): intracellular iron ion homeostasis; iron ion transport
Cellular component (GO): cytoplasm
Molecular function (GO): ferrous iron binding; ferric iron binding
Source: RefSeq, a predicted model, not a curated record
AAUUACUGAUGAUCAUUUUUUAUUAAAGAGAUUAUAAUAGUCCUUUUUCAGCUCAGCGUAGCUGAUUAAAAGUAGCGAGAUCUAAUGAUUACAAUCAUUGAAAAAAAAUUGGUGCUUAAAUCACAUUAUUCUUAAGCCUAUACAAUGUAUACUUAGAUAGAAAAAAAGGAUUUUGUGGCAUAAAAUAUUUUUAAUCUACCCAAGAAAAUUUUUAAAUGAAUUGAAAACUAAAAUUUUCUUGGAGCGAGAAAAAAUGUUUCGCGCCAAUAAAUUUAUUUUUAGUCUUAAGAAAAUUUUUGUUUUUAAUUCAUAAUGAAAAAUUUUUCUUGGGCCAAGAAAUCCUUUUUUUCUGUGUAUAAGAUAUGAAGCGAUAAAUUAUAUAACUUUAUGCUUCGCAAUAAUAUUAUAUAUUAAAAAUAAUCGUCAAUAUAUGAGAUAUAAGACUUAAAAGUCAAUAAUUAAUUGUAAUAAAAAAAAGUCUGGAAAAUGUUUGAUUCUGUAGGUCAGUCCUAAAAAUUCCCGCUGUUUUUUAACUCAGCUUGAAAUUUAAAUUAUUCAUACUUUUUCGAGCUCGAAAAACGUUUUUAUUUUGUUUAGCAACAGAAACGAGCCGAGUCACAUUCUCUUGUCAAUUCAACUAAAAUAAUAUUGUCUUCAACACAAAUUUAAAAAAAUAAAUAAAUAAAGUUGUCUCGGUAAGAAUUUAAAAUUUUGCUCCCACUACAAUGUCUCCAUUUCCAUCACAAUAUUAUGAUUUGCGCAUGAGUAGAAUCUUUUAAAAAAUAUUAUAUAUUGGUGGGAGCAAAACCAUAAGUUCAAAUUAAAGUGAUCAAUUGUCAUUAGUAGAUUACUUCAUUUAUUAUAAAAAUUUUUAACCUUGUUAUCAAUUUAAAAUUUUAAUGUGUUAAUGUGAUUAAAAAAAAAUCUUAACUAAUAAUGUCAAUGAUACAAAGAGUACUUUUUUCAAAACUAAUAACAAAUAUUCCAAAACGUAAUUAUAUCAAAAAUAAAAAUGAAUUUAAUGGAGAAAUUUAUUCAUCAAAAAGUGCAAAUGAUUGUGAUGGAGAAGUUAAAAAAUGGCCUACAGAAAAGCGGAUUAAAUUUAAUUUUCAUCCUGAAACAGAGACAGCAUUUAAUCAACAAAUCAAUACCGAAUUCAAAGCAUUUUACAAUUAUUUAUCUAUGGCGACAUAUUUUGGCCGAGCAGAUGUAGCAUUGCCAGGUUGUCAAUCUUAUUUUACUCAAAUGUAUGUCGAGGAAUAUGAACAUGCAAUACAAUUUUUAAAUUAUGUUAAUAUGCGUGGAGGAUCUGUUAAUCUUUCCGGUAUUACACCUCCAACUAAUCAAAACUGGAACUGUCCGCUCUAUGCGUUCAAAGAAGCUUUGCAGUUAGAAGUCGAUGUAUCAAAUAAAUUAGCUGCUGCAUAUGAAAUUGCUGAAAAACAUAAAGACCUCAAUGCAAGUGAUUUUAUAAUCAGUAAUUUUAUGGAAAAUCAAAUGAAAAGUAUUAAUGAGUAUGAAAAAUUUACAACUAUUCUUUCUGGUAUUGGAGAUAAAACUCUUUCAAGAUUUAUAUUUGAUAAAGAUUUAUUAGAUAAUUAUGUACAACCACAAUUUAAUGUAUUAAAAAAUAAUAAUAAUGAAAAAUAAAUUUAAGUAUAUAACUAA